Molecule: messenger RNA, 882 nt
Organism: Neoarthrinium moseri
Lineage: Eukaryota; Fungi; Ascomycota; Sordariomycetes; Amphisphaeriales; Apiosporaceae
Exons: 3
Coding region: 1-882 (293 amino acids)
Biological process (GO): mitochondrial electron transport, ubiquinol to cytochrome c
Cellular component (GO): membrane
Molecular function (GO): 2 iron, 2 sulfur cluster binding; quinol-cytochrome-c reductase activity
Source: RefSeq, a predicted model, not a curated record
AUGGCGCCCAUGACCGUCGCUACGCGCGCCCUCGCGCGAGAGGCCGCCUCUCGAUCGCUCUCGUCCACCGCCGCCCGCGCCUUCUCGGCCUCGACCGCCGUGCGCGAUGCCGGCUCCUACUCGAGCCCCUUCAAGGGCGAGCAGAAGUCCACCCAGAUCCCCGACUGGACCAAGUACGCCUCCAAGGGGUCCUGGAACACCAACUCGCUCGUCAGCUACUUCAUGGUCGGAACCAUGGGUGCCAUCACCGCCGCCGGCGCCAAGUCCACCGUCCAAGGUUCGUCCUACCUACGAUCUGCCGACCACAUCCCGACACUCGCACCCGACACGGGAGACCGCGCCCCGGACCGCGCCGGACCAGGCCCUGGGCCGGUCUUCGGGGUUUCUUAUAUGGAAUCUACCCUACCAAUGGUUUUGUCCGCGUCGAUGAACGUGACAAGCACCACUGGGGGUGGUGGAAAGUUCUUGAAGAACAUGUCGGCCUCCGCCGAUGUUUUGGCCAUGGCCAAGGUUGAGGUUGACCUCAACGCCAUCCCCGAGGGCAAGAACGUCAUCAUCAAGUGGCGAGGCAAGCCCGUCUUCAUCCGCCACCGUACCGCCGAGGAGAUUGACGAGGCCAACAAGGUCAACGUGCAAUCAUUAAGAGACCCCCAGACCGACGAGGACCGUGUCCAGAAGCCCGAGUGGUUGGUCAUGUUGGGUGUCUGCACACACUUGGGUUGUGUGCCCAUCGGUGAGGCUGGCGACUUUGGUGGUUGGUUCUGCCCCUGCCACGGUUCUCACUACGAUAUCUCCGGCCGUAUAAGGAAGGGACCUGCCCCUCUCAACCUCGAGAUCCCCGCCUACGAGUUCCCCGAGGACGAGAAGCUGGUCAUUGGUUAA